Cicer arietinum (chickpea) is the source of this 5085-nucleotide messenger RNA. RefSeq lists its product as uncharacterized. Gene Ontology annotation, cellular component: Ino80 complex. The record is from RefSeq and is a predicted model, not a curated record. Lineage: Eukaryota; Viridiplantae; Streptophyta; Magnoliopsida; Fabales; Fabaceae.
CUCUCGUCUUCCCUUUCGUUCUCUCUUUCUCUCUCUAAAACACACAAACCCUUUUUUUUCUCACUUUUCGUUGCUUCUUUCUCUCUCUGCAUAAGUAUUAACAUAACAUUGCGUUCAUCUCUCUGUUUGUUGCUGUGGCCCUUUUCGUCUUUUUACACUCUCCCUUUUUCCAAAUCCAAUCACACGGUCCAUCUCUUCCCACGUCACCUUCGUCUUCUUCAUACCCUCCCCACCUUCCCUUUCUGCCUCACCCCUUUCUUUUCUCUUUCACUAUAUAACCAUUUUUUCACCCUUUUAGGGUUCCGUUUUCUCAUUCUCAAUCAAACUGCGCCACUCUCUUCAAUCUUCUUCUUCCUUCCAUGUUUUUUUAUACUCCCUUCUCUCUCCUUCAAUCUUCAAUUUCAUCCACGCUCGCUAUUCUUCAGGGUUUCAUUGAGAUCUGUUCGUUGGGGGUUUGAAUUUUUUAAAUUGAGUUCCCGAACGCGCUUUUUGGCGGCAGUUUGGUGUUGUUUGUUAUGUUUGAUGGCAAUUGAGAAGAACAACUUUAAGGUGUCUCGGCUUGAUUCUGAGUGUUCGCCUUUGAGUAGAGAUACCAUGUCUAGUGAUGAAGAUGAUGUUCGGCAUGCCGAAUCUGAGGAUGAUGAUGAUGAGUUUGAUGAUGCUGAUUCUGGUGCUGGGUCUGAUGAUUUUGAUUUGCUUGAAUUGGGUGAGACUGGUGCUGAGUUUUGUCAGAUUGGGAAUCAGACUUGCAGUAUUCCAUUGGAACUUUAUGAUCUUUCGGGGCUUGAAGAUAUACUUUCAGUGGAUGUGUGGAAUGAAUGCUUGAGUGAGGAGGAGCGGUUUGAACUUGCUAAGUAUCUUCCUGACAUGGACCAAGAGACUUUUGUUCUAACCUUGAAAGAGCUUUUUACUGGUUGUAACUUUCAAUUUGGGAGUCCUGUUAAGAAGUUAUUUGGUAUGCUGAAAGGUGGCUUGUGUGAGCCAAGAGUUGCCCUUUACAGGGAGGGCAACUAUUUUGUUCAGAAACGGCAACAUUAUCAUCUGUUGAGGAAGCACCAGAACACCAUGGUUAGCAAUCUUUGUCAGAUAAGAGAUGCUUGGCUCAACUGUAGGGGCUAUAGUAUUGAAGAAAGGCUCCGUGUCCUGAAUAUUAUGACCAGUCAAAAGAGCUUGAUGUGUGAGAAGAUGGAAGAUGUGGAGGCUGAUUCUUCAGAUGAAGAGUCCGGUGAAGGUAUGUGGAAUAGGAAGAACAAGGAUAGGAAAGAUGCUCAAAAAUUGGGUCGAUUUCCUUUCCAUGGUGUGGGCUCAGGUUUAGAAUUCCAUCCGCGAGAACAUUCAGCGAGUAUGGAACAAGAGAAGUCUGUCAAGCAAAACCCUAAAGGUAUACUCAAGCUGGCUGGUUCAAAGACACAUUCAGUAAAGGACCCCACAGGUAUCUUGUCUUCUGCCUACCAUCCUUUCGAUAUGAACCCCAGGCUUAAUGGUUCAGCUUCUGCUCGUUCUCAACAUAAUAAGUCAAUUGGAUAUGAUUUGGGGUCAAUCCGCGGGAGGAGGGAUCAGUUGUGGAAUGGCAACAAUGAGGAAGACAUGUCAUUUGGACUAAACGUCCAUCGAGAUCGUAAUACAUUACGUGGCAGCUUGAUGGACAAGUCUAGUGCUCCGAGAGUGGGAAAGAGGCACAACCUUCUGAGAGGGGAUGAGAUAGAGGGCAACAAUUUGAUGGGCCUGUCUAUGUCUUCAAAGACUGAUCUACGUGGGUACACAAGAAAUCCAACCCAAUCCUCUGAUAUGCAAUUGUUCACAGCAAAGCCAUCUUCUAAGAGAGGUUCCCACGAUUAUCCAAGGAAGGCCAAGUAUGCAGAAAAUGUUCAACAAUUUGUAGGAAGUGAUCAGACGAAGUCAAGAAUGAGGGGUUUCCAGUUACCACUUAAAGUUGAUAUGAUUGACCCAUCAAACCAUGAUGAGCUUUUCUGCAACAAAACACCAGCACAGGAAUUUGGGAUGGAUUCAUUGAUUAAAUAUGAUGAUUGGAAUCCAAAGAACAAGAAACGGAAAGCAGAGAGAGAGUCUCCUGAUCUCAGUUAUACAGCUUAUAGGUCUUCCUCACCACAGGUCAGUGAUAGACACUUAUCCUCUGACUUUAGAACAAAAUCAUUGCAAGAGAAGAUCAGAGGGCCUUUUGUACAGAAUGGAGGAAAAGAUAUGAAGUCUUUGAGGGGUAGUCAUAUGCUCGUAAGAAGUGAAGAAACUGAAUCAGAUUCAUCAGAACGGUUGGAUGAUGAUGAGGAUAAUAAUCCUUUAUUGCAGAGCAAAUUUGCUUACUCAAUCGGUACAGCUGCUGGUUCUCUCACAAAAUCAUUGAAGUCUCAUUUAGAUCCUAAGAAGGCCAAAUUCGGUAGGACAGAUAUGAAGGCACAUAUUAUAACACAAUCCAAAAAGAAAGGUGGCUUUUCAGAGCAAGCGCAGAUGCAUGGUGCAGAGAAUUACCUUUCAAAAAAUGCAAAGCAAAAGAGUAAAAUAAUCAAUGGCGGCCCUUUUCGUAACCCCGCUGGUAAAAUCAUUGAAGAGAGCUAUCCCUCAGGAUCAAAUAUGCUAAAUGUUGGCGAUAAUGAUUGGAGACUGUCAUACAAAAGCAAUAAUGGCCGAAUACAGAGGGAACCCGUUGAAAGGUUUGACAUGCCCUCAUCAACUGCGUAUGCUGCUGAGCCAAAGAAGAAAGGGAGAACUGGCCUUGAUCAUUCUACUAUGAGGUCAAAAUAUUUGCAUGAUUAUGGUAAUGAUGAAGAUGACUCACUUGAGAAUCGGUUGCUAGGGGAUGAAAAUGGAGUUGGACAGAGCAGGUUUUGGAGAAGAGGGCAGAAAAAUGUUGCAUAUAAGGAAGAGCAUAUUGAAAGAUCUGAGGCACCAUUACUUGGUUGUAACUCAGCAAUGAAGAAGCGAAAAAUGAAGUAUGGUGCAACAGAUUUUGGUGGAAGAGAUGAAGAUGUCAAUCUUCUUUCAAGCAACCCUCCCAAGACAGAUGAUUUACCUUCUUCGAAAAGAAAGUCAAAGAAAAAAGCAGGGGCUGAGAUGGUUAUUGCUGAAAUGGAAAAUUCUGAACUGCUUGUUACUGAUAUGGGGACAGCAGACAUGGAACUGGAAACCAAGCCACAGAAAAAGCCAUUUAUUUUGAUCACACCGACUGUUCAUACUGGAUUUUCAUUUUCUAUUGUACAUCUUCUUUCAGCAGUCCGCAUGGCAAUGAUUAGUCCACCUGCAGAAGCCAGUUUAGAGCCGGGGAAACCUAUAGAACAGCAGGACAAAGUGCCAGAAGACAAUCUCAAUGGUGUUCUUUCUAGUGAUAAGGUGGCUGCCAAUGGUGAACCUGCUAACCAAUCGAAUAUGUCAUCCCUUACUGUUCAGGAGAUUGUCAAUCGUGUGAGAUCAAACCCUGGCGAUCCCUGUAUUCUUGAGACGCAAGAGCCAUUACAGGAUUUGGUUAGAGGUGUUCUGAAGAUAUUUUCUUCGAAAACGGCACCUUUGGGAGCAAAGGGUUGGAAGGUACUAGCAGUUUAUGAAAAAUCUACCAGAAGUUGGUCAUGGUGUGGCCCAGUUUUACAUAAUUCAUCUGACCAUGAUACCAUUGAGGAGGUGACAUCUCCUGAAGCUUGGGGCCUUCCUCAUAAGAUGCUUGUCAAGUUGGUCGAUUCCUUCGCCAAUUGGUUGAAAUGUGGUCAGGAUACUCUUCAACAAAUUGGAAGUCUCCCUGAACCACCCUUGGCAUUGAUGCAAGGCAACCUUGAUGAGAAGGAAAGGUUUAGGGACUUGAGGGCCCAAAAGAGUCUCAACACCAUAAGCCCAAGUUCAGAGGAAGUUAGGGCUUAUUUUCGCAAGGAGGAAAUUCUUAGAUACUCAAUUCCAGACAGAGCAUUCUCAUACACUGCAGCUGAUGGUAAAAAGUCUAUUGUGGCUCCUUUGAGAAGAUGUGGUGGUAAGCCAACAUCAAAAGCCAGAGACCAUUUUAUGUUGAAACGUGAUCGCCCACCACAUGUUACAAUUCUCUGUCUAGUAAGAGAUGCAGCUGCUAGGUUGCCUGGAAGUAUUGGUACUAGAGCAGAUGUCUGUACAUUAAUUCGAGAUUCUCAAUACAUUGUUGAAGAUGUCUCUGAUGCACAAAUUAACCAAGUAGUUAGUGGAGCCUUGGAUAGAUUGCAUUAUGAACGUGAUCCUUGUGUACAAUUUGAUGGGGAAAGGAAACUGUGGGUUUAUUUACAUAGAGAAAGAGAAGAAGAAGAUUUCGAGGAUGAUGGUACGUCAUCCACAAAGAAAUGGAAGAGGCAGAAAAAAGAUGUACCUGAUCAAUCUGAUCAGGCAGCAGUAACUGUUGCUUGUAAUGGGACUGGAGAACAAAGUGGAUAUGAUUUGUGCUCUGAUCUCAAUGUCGAUCCAUCAUGCACUGAAGAUGAUAAGGGAGCAGUCCAACUUCUGCCCAAUGAUACAAGGCUGAAUGCAGAGGAUCAUGUUGUUGUCAAUCCUGUUUCUGUAGAAGGCAAUGUUUGUGAGGAUAAUUCAAUGGCUUGGGAGACUCUUGAUUUGAAUCCUACUCGUGAGUUAUGCCAAGAAAAUUCAACAAAUGAAGAUUUUGGUGAUGAGUCCUUUGGGAGAGAAAGGCCUGUUGGACUACUAAGUGCGAGCUUAUUGUGAAGAAUUCUGCAGGCAUCGGUCCAUCCGCAUUCAAGAGUUCAAUACCCACUGGUUGUAGCUGUGCUUGUGUAUAAUGCAGUGCAGUAUCUCUGUAUAUUGAUUCGGUCUGAAAGAAUAGGAUAGAAUGUGAUCUUGUUGAAGAUCAUGGAAUCUGGUUAGAUUAGCUGAAUGUUUUUGUGGCUUUACUUUUCAUAAAUAAUAAUACUUUUUGGUCUCGAUAUAAAAUGAUAUCAUUUUGCUUCUUGUGUGAUGGAUCAAGAAGCUCAAGCGGCGCUAUUUAUUGUAUUGAUAUCAAAUUCCUUAUUUUAUGUGUAUAUAUAUACACGGUUCAAUUAAGACAUGAUGUUGGUAGUACAUCCAAUAAAUCUGUCAAUCGAAAUGAAUAGGACAUAAUAUUAAUUA